AUGAGGAUGCGUGGUGGUUCGGUGCAGCUUCAGGGCUUUUAUCGUGCCGUGUAUCGGACAAUCCGUGAAGGAGAGUUAGCAGCUAAUCUAAGUAGCUUCGCGAUCAAUUUGAAAUUCAAAAUCAGCACGACAUUCGCCGGAAAGUUAUUGCUGGAGAAUGUUGUUUGCGAUGCGGAAGUACGCGUAGUUGACGUUCAGUUGGUACCAAAAUUACACGAUUUGGUUGAUGAGGGCUUACGAACUGCACUGGAUGAGCACACAUCUGUUGUUAUCUCUGUUCCAUAUUUGCAGAAAUUUCCGGAAGACAAAUCCAAAAUGGUUUACAUCUAUAUAACGGAGUUUGUGCUCAAUUCUUUCUUGAAAAAACUGGACACAUUCGGGAAUACCGCACUGCUGCUAUCUGCAGUUCCUGAAUUCGACGGACUUCUGCAAUUAAAUUGCUCUGAAAACCUAGAAUGCAUGGGCGAUUUUCUGCAAGACGCCGAGCCAUAUCAAUUUGAUUCAGGAACUAUGUUGCUCAAAAUGCGCUCGCCAGCAGUAGCUACGCUUCGAGAUGGCUUUAUGCUACUGGACCUCAAUUUAAAAGUUACAGUGAGUUAUGUGCAAGAUGGAGUGGACGUAAAUGUGCUGGAAUUUGACUGGCUCCUGACAGUUCGCAUUAACAAUGCUUUUCUGAAUGAACAUCUUGUCUCAAAGGAUGAGGCUGUGCGAAUAACAAAUGCUACGCUCAGUUUGGUAGAACUAAAAAUGAGCGGCGUGACACCUUAUGUUGAAAUGGUGCCCAAUUUCACUGAGCACCUACAACGCUUAAUUGUAUCCAGGAGAAAAGCACUGGAAAAACUGCUGACUGAGCAAUGUUCGUUGAUUACUGUUAUACCGGACACCGCUUACGAAGCAGUUUCUCGGACGGGGGCCUUCAGGAAUCGAACAAUGCUUAUUGCGACUGACAUGGAGUGGACACCGGAGCAUUUCAGCCUGUUCAGCUAA
Gongylonema pulchrum is the source of this 987-nucleotide messenger RNA. The record is from the annotation of a GenBank genome assembly. Lineage: Eukaryota; Metazoa; Nematoda; Chromadorea; Rhabditida; Gongylonematidae.